This is a messenger RNA of Caenorhabditis elegans, 1866 nucleotides long. The record is from the annotation of a RefSeq genome assembly. Lineage: Eukaryota; Metazoa; Nematoda; Chromadorea; Rhabditida; Rhabditidae.
GGAGCCGCACCGUACACGCCGACACCUAUUCCAAAACCAUCAGACACCACCGACGAACAGCAAAUCACAUCUCUGGUCGCUGAGCUUUCCAAGCAGACGGAAGAGAAUUCGGAGUUGACGAAAUCGCAUGAGACGAAGCUAGAGUCUCUUCGGGAAGUCGAAAAAAAUUAAUAUACUCCGACAUUACGGCAAACCGUGUUCCAGACAAGACUACAUCGACAGCUCCAUCAAAGAUUCUGAAGGCUGCUCACACUCAAAAUCCUGACGGUUCACCGAAGCCUCCAGUUGUCAAGCCGCCAGCGGUGAAGACGCCCGGUUUCAGAAUCGCGAAGGAGAACACGGUGACUCUUUCUCAGAUGCAAACUGCAGAUGAAGCUCGUCCGGUCUUCAUGAACUGCCCUCUUUGCUCGGACUCAAGAACGCACUCCCUCGACGCGUGCCCGAACUUUCGUUCAGUGGCAGCCAAGCAGACGAGAUUCCGCGAAAUCGGCUUAUGCAUUUCGUGUGCGACAAAGAUAGACGACAAUCAUUCGGGAAGGUGUGGCCCAGAGUGUCCGUACCUUCUCAGACCAUGCACCAGAUGCUCGGAUCUCCGUUCAUCAAUCCGUGCCUCUUACCAUCUGGAAUGCCUCUGCGAUUGGAAUAGGAAAGGAAAACCAUGGAAUGGAGGACCAACGGUGUUGAUCCGCCUUCCUGAAUCUCCACCCAGAGACCAAAAAAGAAGAAGAAGAGGGGACAGAGGCAGAUCACCAUCAGACGAAUACGGCAACGUCAUCCACUACAACGACGACUACAACAACAACGACCGCUACAGUCAAGGUCCGUCCGACAACUAUCGCCUAUUAAAUUGUUCACACCACCACCCCAUUGUUCACUUGUUACUGUUGUUGUUAACCAUCUUGUUAUAUGGGUGAAAAUCCCUAAUAAUAAACAGAUGUGUAAAAUUACAAGACUAUAAGUAUAAGUUCUCACAAAGACAAAGACAAUAUGACCUUUACAUUGGCUCUUGGAAAGUACGAUUCUAUGUAUAAGCGAUUUAUAAACAAUAUACUCGACUAACAGUUUGUCAAAAAAUGUUUUUUAUUUUAUGACUUGGCAUAUAAAGACUGGCUGGCGCGGAUACGUAACGACUAAUUAUUUAUUUAUUUUUUUUCCUUUUUUAUACUUCGCAGGGUACACUGUACGUGCCUCUGUACCCUGUUUAGCAAAAAGACUACGAGUUUUUGCGCCUGACUGUUUAGUAUCACAAGUUCGCGAGCUUGUGAUGCGACGCCGGGUUCUUCGACGACACCUUCAAAGAGACAAGACUAUCCAGAGAUUUAGCAAUAGACACCGAAAGGGUCGAUACAUACUAAAAACCCUUAGACGGAGGACUAGCUACCCUCCAAUCAUCGGCGAAGAAGAAAGAAGAUUUAAAUUGAGUGGCAACUUUCGGUGAUUUCCUCAGGCCAGAGGAGACUUUGGCGGCUCUCUGCAAGAUCAGGCAUGACUAUACGGUGUCAAACAAGAACUUGGGCGGACAAUUCGAGUGGAGUUUGGACUACUUGUUUUGGUUUCCCUUCUUUUUUUUCCUUUUCCUUUUUACCAGACGCAAAGACUAAUUUUUAGACGUUUUUUUUAUAUAUAUUUCCUUAAAAUUGCCCCCCCCCCCCUCCUCACCCUACUCUUUGGUCGAUCUGCCUCACAACCAUAUCCACCUUGGAGUCCUCCACUAAACCUACUCUACAUUGUUGGGAACUCUUUCCCUUUCUACACCGGGGACUCUUGACCCGAAGGGGGACUCUUUACCCUGGGAACUCUUGGCCCAAAAACCUACAAUACAGGGAACUCUUAGCCCUCACCGACAUUCCUCUGCCAAAGGAAUAA